UCUCAGAAAGAGAAUGACGGGCAGUACAUUUCUUUCUGUUUAGGAUAUUAUCGACGAGCAUUUCAGAUUUCUGUGGAAGGAAAAGCCUUUCAAAUCAAGUUGAAUCGUCCGAAGAAGUUUAACGCAAUUACUGUGGAUAUGUAUAAGGGUAUUAUGGCUGCACUGGAGGCUUCUAACAAGGAUAGAUCCACUUCAAUCACAGCACCGGAGAUUUCUUCUGUUCCGGAAAUGACCUCAGUAAUUUUGCGAAAGCUGCCUCUGCUAGUAAGGAAGAAGUUAAAGGAGAUGGCUGAAAGCGCUGCUCAAGUUCUGAAGCAAUAUAUCCAGGCAUAUAUCGACCAUGAGAAGCCCCUUAUCUGCCUGAUAAACGGUCCUGCUGUAGGCAUCGCCGUCACCGUACUGCCACUGUUCGACUACGUCAUCGCAACGGACAGGAGCACGUUCCACACUCCAUUUUCUACGCUUGGUCAGUCUCCAGAAGGCGCGUCAUCCUACACCUUCCCGAUCCUGAUGGGACAGCUUCGGGCAUCAGAGUUCUUGAUUCUGAACAAAAAGUUCUCUGCUCAUCAAGCACUUGACGCGGGACUUAUAAAUGAGGACUGCAGCGUAGUCAAGCAGCACUCAUCUCUGCCACCGGAAAGUCUGCGAGUUAAUAAGAUGCUUCUGCGGUCGUUCCACAAAGAAAUGCUCACAAAAGUCAACGAAAUAGAGUGCAAAACGAUAUGUGAACGCUGGCAGUCGAAAGAAUGCGCAGCUGCUAUUGCUGCUUUCCUCAGCCGUUCAAAGAAAUAA
Molecule: messenger RNA, 792 nt
Organism: Cooperia oncophora
Lineage: Eukaryota; Metazoa; Nematoda; Chromadorea; Rhabditida; Trichostrongylidae
Source: the annotation of a GenBank genome assembly